This is a messenger RNA of Cataglyphis hispanica, 1798 nucleotides long. Its product is annotated as carboxypeptidase N subunit 2-like. The record is from RefSeq and is a predicted model, not a curated record. Lineage: Eukaryota; Metazoa; Arthropoda; Insecta; Hymenoptera; Formicidae. Gene Ontology annotation, molecular function: protein binding. The transcript has 2 exons. The coding region runs from base 136 to 1674 and encodes 512 amino acids.
GAGCGAGAUUAUGCUUUUUCAUCCGAGCUGACAUAAUAACAUAACUAGUAUUGAAGGGGCAGUCAUUGUGUGAAGUACAUCGGCGAGAUAAUUGCCAACUAACUUAAACUUUUAUUUUUUCGAAGAAAGGAUUUUAUGAAAAUGAAAUCUCCGAUGAAGUUUUCUUUUACAAUCACCAUUGUCAUCGGUUGGUCUAUGCUAUCCACAGCCAAUGAUAUCUCCUUGGAAUUUCCUAAUUAUGUGAAUGAAUCACUUGCAAUUGGACAACUUUGCAAGAAUGAAAUGAUUUCUUUAAAUUUCUCCAACGGAAUGAUCAUCUCUAUUGAUCAAGAUUUCAUCAGUAGUCCUUUGAUUACUUGUCUCAACUUCGCGGGCACUCAUAUCCAGAACAUCAGAAAGGGCGCCUUCGACAAACUUCCUAAUUUGACUCAACUGAUUUUUUCAAACAACAAUAUUGACUUGAACAAACUUUUUGACUUUGGAGGUCACAAAAAAUUAAAGAUUCUUAUUUUGAAUAAUGUAAUUAAGAAUAAUUUUGGCGCAUCAUCUGCUGUUAUUUCCGGAGAAUAUCCUAAUUUAGAAAUCUUAUCUAUUCGUAAAAAUUUUAUCAAUAAUUUAGAAAUUUUAACAGAUAAAACUCGAGUCUCUGAAUUUAAUUUUGACAUAUCGACAUCUUUAGUUAUACAAAAAAUUCCAUUUCCAAAAUUGAAGAUUCUAGAUCUUUCCGGCAACCACUUAACGGCUACUAAUUUUAUGGAGCUAUUGCCAAACAGUUUAUACUUUCUUGACCUUCACGAUAACAUGUUGACUCGUUUUGCUUCUGAUAAAAAACAAAUCAACUUGUUGGCACUAAACUUGGAUAAGAACAAUUUAAAACAUGUGAAAAAGUACAAUCAUUCGCUCGAUUCAUCUGAAUCAUACGAUACAUAUAAUCGAUACAAUGGAGGAUAUAAUCAAGGGUAUAAUCAAUAUGAUCCAUAUAAUCAGUAUAAUUCGCAUAAUUUUGGUCUAGUGAUGGCCGGCCUGGAAAAUCUACUUUAUCUUUCCAUUUCCGAAAACGAAAUUGAUCAUAUUGAAUCAAACGCUUUCGAGGAUACUAACAAGUUAGUUUAUUUGAACUUAUCCAUAAAUAAAAUAACUCACUUGGAUUCAGAGACAUUUGAAAAAUUACAAUCUUUGAGAUCGCUCGAUUUAAGUUUUAACGAGCUCGAUAAUGUCCCGCAGAUCUCAAGUGAAGUAAUCAGCAUUUUAUCUCUUAAUUAUAACAAUAUUACUAAUCUAGAUGUAAACAGUUUUAAAAAUAUGUCGAACUUGACAAAAUUGUUAUUGAGAGAAAAUCAUAUUGACGAGUUUAAUGUUCAAACAUUCGCUCAUCUUUCACUUUUAGAGAUAUUAGAUCUAUCGAGGAACAAAUUGAGUUUUCUACCGGGAGGUUUGAGUAAAUAUUUAACAUCUUUAAAAUGUUUGAUUGUAGAAGAUAAUCAAUUUACUUCGUUAGAAUCUUUAUCCCUGACAAGUAUGUCAUCAUUGAUGAACGUGUAUCUGGCGAUGAAUCCACUAGAAUAUUUAGAUGUUGGCUAUUUCAAAAAUUUGCCACAAAAUCUUACCAUAAAUUUGGUUCAAAGAUCGAAUUUUUCAUAUUGGAAUUCCGAUACAUGCGAAUCAAGAAUAUAAUUUUUUAUAUAUAAUCAUCAUUAUUAUAAUUAUUGAUAGUCAUUUACAUUUGCAAUUUUAAUUAAAUAUAAUUAUGUUAUAUAUUUUUUAUAAUUAUGGAUAACAUAUGUAAUAUAAUAAUAAG